This is a messenger RNA of Cornus florida, 2722 nucleotides long. RefSeq lists its product as uncharacterized. NCBI's taxonomy places the organism in Eukaryota, Viridiplantae, Streptophyta, Magnoliopsida, Cornales, Cornaceae. The record is from RefSeq and is a predicted model, not a curated record. The transcript has a single exon. Bases 397 to 2286 code for a protein of 629 amino acids.
CUUUGUUUUAUUAUUGGAUUCUCUUUUUCUCUCUGCCGCUCCGCCCUCAUCUCAUCUCUUUCCUCCGCAUUCUCUCUCUUUCUUCUUCCAAUAAUAAACUCACAUAUAUAGAUACAAACGAAGACGUAUGUCACUAUGUCUGUACAGAUGUUUGUAGAGGAGAGAAAUUUUAGCUUCAUUUGAAAGCAUUGGCAACUUAAUUUCAGACAUCUUCUCCGUCAUUUCUGGCGACAUAUUGAACCAUCACACUACCAACAGUAAGUUUGCACCAUCUUAUUUUAUUUUCUCGAGAAAAUCUAGUAGUACUACCAUGUUAUGAUAGAAAAUUUUUCUGUCGGCAACUUUCCCGGAAAACUCAGUUGUUAAUUACUACUACGUUCUAGUUUUGGCUUUGUUAUGUCACAGAUGCCAGAAAAAAUUGCAAAACCUCUAUCCCUAAAUUCAUGGAUUUUUUCCCCUUCUAAGUUCAUGAUUCAUUGGUGGUUUAAGAUACUAACACUUUCAAUUUUUAUUGGAAUAUUGGUUGUUUGGGGAUUCGAUAGUUGGAGUAUUAGUGGCUUGCACAAAGAUUUUUUUACUGUGAAACAAAUCACUCCUGUUAUUUUGACAGACAGCAAUGAACAUUUCAGUCCAUACACUGCCCCAGUUCAACCCAAUUUGACCUUCCACGAAAAACCUCAUCGGAAUCUGACCCACACCUUUCAAAAUCUGACUCAAACCCAUGAAAGUUUGAGUGAUCUCACGCUAAACCAACCCAACCUUACUAACUUUAGCUCUCAAAAUCAACUCAAUGUAACAAGUUUAAGUUCCCAAAUUUUAGAAAAUGUCACAAACCCCUCAGCUCCAACUACAUUGGGUUGGAUUUCAGCUGAAUUCGAGGCCAAUUUUUCGUCGAAACUCCUAGCGGGAUGGUUAGCUCCGGGUGGUGAGCCGUGUAAGGACUCAAAAACAGUGGAUAUUUCAAUUCCAAAAUUGGAUGGUCAAGAACAAAUCUACUUAUCAACUGGGGAUAUUCAUGAAUUUGUGUUCCAAGCAUUGGAUGAAUCAGGAAAACCUCACUGUCUGGGUGGUGAUUACUUCGAAACAGACCUCUCCGGCGAGUCAUGGAAGUCUCGGCCACCAAUCAAGGACUUCGGCAAUGGCACUUACUCUUUUUCCGUCCAAGUCCACCCCGAUUUCACUGGAAAUUACAACCUAACUGUAAUUCUAUUGUUUAGACACUUCGAGGGUCUAAAGUUCUCACCUGAGCGAUUUGCAUUCGACAAAAUUCUUCGUACCAUUCCCAUCAAUUUCUACAGAUCUUCAACUCAAGUACCGCAAUUAACACAAUGCCAUAAGUCUGAACUUAAUCGAGAUGUUUGGUCUGGUCGAUGGACUCGACAUGGCAAAAAUGAGAGUUGUGAAAUCAGCAAUGACGGUCGAUAUCGGUGCUUCAAAUCGACCUUACCCUGUCAGCAUCCGUGGUGUGAUGGUUCUCUGGGGUUGCUUGAGAGUAAUGGGUGGACCUAUUCGACGCAUUGCUCAUUCAAAAUUUUCUCGAGCAAGAAAGCUUGGAAUUGCUUGAACAAUCGUUGGAUUUUCUUUUGGGGAGAUUCGAAUCACUGUGAUACUAUUCGUAACAUCAUCCAUUUCAUUUUGAAUGUGCCUGAAAUCAAAACCGUCCCGAGAUGGUUUGACAUGAACAUCACAAACCCGAAACAACCCUCUCAAACAGUUCGAAUCACCAGCAUUUUCAACGGUCACUCCAUUCAAACGGGAAACUAUCAGGGCUUGAAUUCGCUCAAGAAUGAGACGUACAGAGAGAUUUUGAAAGAGUACUUUUCACAUGACAAUGUGCCUGACACUUUGGUCAUGAAUUCGGGUUUACAUGACGGAGUGUUUUGGUCUAAUCUUAGGAGGUUCAAUAAGGGGGCGGAGCAGGCGGCAGAGUUCUGGGCGGAGGUGAUGGAGUCGGUGAGGCGGAGAGGGCUGGUGGCGCCGGAAGUUUUAUACAGAACCACAGUGGCGACGGGUGGUUAUGCGCGAAGAUUGGCCUUUAAUCCCCACAAAAUGGAGGCGUUUAAUGGGGUGUUUUUGGAGAAGUUGAAGCAAUUUGGGGUUGUCAAUAGGGUGAUUGAUCACUUCGACAUGACAUUUCCGUGGCACUUCGACAACCGAUGCAAUGACGGCGUGCACUACGGCCGAGCGCCGGCGAAGAUGAAAUGGAGGGACGGCGAGAUUGGGCACCAGUACUUUGUGGACCUCAUGCUGGGUCACGUGCUGCUCAACGCUCUCUGCGCAAGAUAGCGAGUCACUGGGAGUGUUGCUAAAAUGCAGAGUGGGAUACAGAUUCUUCUUGUGUCACCAAGGCUGGCAGUUGUCAGUAGACUCAAUUUUUGUUGGCUUUUGGUGCAUUGGAGGUGGAAUAAUCAGAUUUUGGCAAAGGGUAAAGAGAGAGGUGGUUCUUUGGAGGCAUAAUUAUAAGGUAGUGGGGUCUUAUAAUCUAUUUGUAUCUAAAUCUAGAGAGUUUGGUACAUGUGUUUUUUGUUGAAUUGUUUGCAUCACUAAGUAGAUUUCAACCACUAGAUCUAUACAAAGAUGGUUGUUGCUUUUGCAUUACAUAUAAUUCAUUAUUCUUUAUUUGUUAGUUUGAUGUGAUGAUGUUCACAUUUUAUGAUUAGGAUUUUGCAUGCUCUGUAUUUGAAGUGGAAUGAUGUUUUAAUCGAGUUAAAAUUGCCGUGUA